AACGUUGUCUCGUUUCACUGUGUACUGUACACAUGGUUGAAAUGACAAUAAAGCCGUUGACUUGACUAAAUGAGAACUUCGGGACUCAAAUUACAUUUAUAAAGUAUUUACUAUUACAAGGCAGUAGUAUUAAACAUUUUACAUAGUGUUUAAAUUCUCACUUACAGUUCGACAUUGUAUAUAUUUACAAGGAGAGGCCUGGAAUUCAGAAUCCAAAGGGGCCACACGAGAAACUGGGACUGUUGUGGAAGGUCGCUUAUUCGUGCAGCCCCCCUCAACAGUCCUAGUUUCGCACAUGGCCCCUUUUGCCCCUGCUUUAAAAGUUUCAUUUUUCCAAAUUAAAUACUCAAGCUAAUUAUUGGACGCUAUGGGGGAAGUGGGGGAGGGGAUUUCAAAAUAAAAGCUCUAUGUGAGAUUUUUUUCUCCAAAAUAAAAGCCUCAUUUACCUCCUAGAAAGUUACCGGGAUGCCUUAAAGAUGUCAGAUAUUCAAAAGCAAAGCUUUGUAUUUAGCUUUGCUUCGUUAAAACAAAAAAAAAUAAUGUAAAUGCUCCGUAUCAGUCUUUGCAUCGGAUUAUUUGAUAAUCAGAAGCAACCGCUCUUGCUUUCCCUCCGAUGUCUGUGCGGCUUGAAGAACAAAGGGGCGUGGCCGCCGCUGUUCAUCGGGCACGCUCGCGGUUUGGAGGAUGGGAGAGAGGACGGCGCUGCAGAGGGAGGGAGCGAGGAGGAGGAGGAGGAGGAACUACGGGUGGAAAAAAAAGUUAAAGUGAAAAUGGCUUCCUUGUCUUUGGAGUCCACAGAACAAUCUGAGAACAGCACAGGGGAGCCAGCGGGAUCGGAGACCAAAGAAGAGAAAGAUCCACUCCAAAUUUCGGAACAAUUGCUCCAAAGUUUCCAAAAGUCGGCGCUGAGUUUUUCCACUGACCAGGUCUCAUGUCUGUGCGAGGCCCUUCUGCAGGCGGGCAAUGUGGAUCGCCUGUGGAGAUUUCUCUCCACUAUACCUCCUUCGUCCGAGCUGCUACGUGGCAACGAGACCCUGCUAAAGGCCCAGGCACUGGUGGCUUUCCACCGGGAGGAAUUCAAGGAGCUGUACGCCAUCCUGGAAAGCCACAACUUCCACCCGUCUAACCACGGGUUCCUGCAGGACCUGUACCUCAAAGCCCGUUACAAGGAGGCGGAGAGGUCCCGGGGCCGUAGCCUGGGCGCAGUGGACAAGUACCGGCUCAGAAAGAAGUUCCCCCUACCCAAAACCAUCUGGGACGGAGAGGAGACCGUGUACUGCUUCAAAGAGAAGUCCCGCAAUGCCCUGAAAGAGUGCUACAAGAGCAACAGGUAUCCCACUCCGGACGAGAAGAAAAACCUGGCCAAAGUCACCGGGCUGUCCCUCACGCAGGUCAGCAACUGGUUCAAGAAUCGCAGGCAGAGGGACAGGACCCCGUCCGGGACCCACAGCAAAAGUGAGUCCGAUGGGAACCACAGCACUGAGGAUGAGGCGAGCGCGAUGGACGACACUCCCGACAAACCAGACGAGGCUGCCGGCUCCACAGCUUCCAUCAUCUCUGUCUCUGCGGUCCCGUCCAGCACCGGAGGCCAGCUCAUCCUCAACGGGUCCAGCGGCUUCCUCACCGCCUCUUUGCUCAAUGGCAACUCCCUGAUCUCCAGCAGUGGUGCUGGGGUUAUAAUUAAUGGGAUAAAUUUAGGUGAUUGCCAGACCGUCACACUGAGUCCUGUUGGAACCAGCUCUCCUUUAAUACUGAACGGGGCUCAAGUAAUAACCAAAUCUGGGGUUGGUGUGCAGCAGCCACAGCAAGCUGUUUCUGGGGUGGAGCAGGAAGUUUCAGAAAUGGAGGCCAAGCCGAGCGGCGUUCCAGCAGUUGUUCUUAACACUAACGCCACGCCUGUCUCGAACCCCAUCAUUUCUCUUCCCCUGCAAACCAAGGCCGAGAGUGAAAGUGCAAUGGGCUUCAUCAGUGUUUCUGAAUCAGAGGGCAGCAGCCAAACGGUAUCAUCCUCUUCUUCCUCUUCCUCACCAACCAGCCUCUCUUCACUAGUCUUAACACAAAACCACCAACGCCAGGAGUCCCUCCCCCUGGCAGCGUCUCUGUCAUCUGCAGGCAUGCUUAUCUCCAGUUCUGCAGGGGAGCAAGGGGAGUAUAGCGUCUCUGCUACUGCUCCCUCUACCAGCCUCAACCCUCCUAACUCUGUGAUUUCCUCCAGCAACUCCACCCCUCAGGUUUUCUCUCUGCCCCAGGUUGUGCCUUCCAUCCAGGGUAUACCAGUAUCCCACCUGGUUCAGCACUCUUCAGGAGCCCAGGUGUCCCAGUGCCCUCAGCUGGUCCCAGUAUCCCCCCUCGCCUCGCCAACGCCUCAGUUUCAAAGCCCCCAGACUCUGAACACAGGAAACAGACUGGCACAGCAGCAACAGGAAGCCUCGGCAGCUAUGUCUGAAGGUGCCACAACCAUAGUUUCCAUCUCACCGCUCAACAACAGCCAGCUCCCCCAGCAUGUGAUGCAACAACUGGGGGAGCAGACCACAAACUGUACACCCAGCAAAAUCCAGACACCGCAGGUUAUUUCCAUCUCUUCCCCUACACAAGUCGUCCCAGUCCCCCAGGCCAAAGGUGGCACACCGGCACAGCUCGUCCCGCUCUCUGUGCCCCAGCUGGUACCAGUCUCCUCCAUCCAAACUUCCUCCACCAUCUCUUUCCCACAGGUGGUACCUGCCAGUCCUUCUAUCUCCAUCCCUUCUGCCCGAGUGCCGUUACAGAUCCUCACUUCAGCUCCUGCAGCUGGAGGGGUCCCACAGGCUCCUCUCAGGUUAAACCAGCUGAGGCCCAUUCAGAGCGUAGCUCCUCCAGCCAGCACGGCCCCUACGGUGCAGCUCCUAAACUCCGGCAUCAUUCAGCUACCCUCUACCCCUCCAGGUAACCUUCUCCUCGGUGGAAGCCCCUACCUGAGUGUCCAGCAAGGCAAACUGAUUCUGACCAUCCCAGCAGGCAUUCAGCUCACCAGUUUGCCGCUGAAACCAGUCCCUGACGCUUCCACCAUCUCUACAAACGGAGUGAUCCCCGUUCUUAACCCUUCUACCCUUCCCGUAGCCUCACAGCCUUCAACACCAACGCCCAGCAGCCUCGCCACAUCAUCUCCCCUGAACUUCAUCAACUCAUCUCCACCAUACUGUGCUCAAGAGACUCCCAUCCAAACCAGCCAAGCGCACGCCAUCCCCUCUCCUCACCCGCUGGACCCAACGGCUACCCCGACAACGCAGAAUGCUCUGACUCCAGAAAGCAUGCUCACCCUCAGCCCCAUGUACACUGGAGUGACGCCAAAUAGCCAAAUGCCCCAGCCAGUGUGGAGCCCAGUGCCCCUCUCCACUUCAGCCAGUUUAACUCUGUUUGACGUCCGCACCAAGGGGGACCUACCUGUGGACCCAGCCUUGUUGGGUCUACCUGGUGGGGAGUCACUGCUCCUGGGCAGCCCCUCUCCAGAGCAGGAUGUGGAAGCCAGCUCGCCACUGGGGAAUCCAGAGGAGAUCGAUGGAGAAUCAAAAAUCCUUACUCAGCUUCAGUCUGUCCCUGUGGAUGACGAUCUGGGCUUAUAGUUUAUAAAACUGGUUCAACACCACAGAUCUGUUUGUCUUGUUUGGAUGACUUGAAACAUUUUUAUCCCACAUCAUGCAUCAUAUAAGAUCACCAUAUUUUUUUAUAACCUACAGCAGCAAUUCUCACUCAGUAGACCAGGUGCCAUUGUGGUGCUAGCUGGAACUUCCAGCUCUCUUUAUUAUGAAUGGGAUUAUUCACCUGCUGGUUCAACAUCAGAUUACUCCUCUCAGUUUGGAUUAGGAAUUUUUUUUUUUUUUUUUUUUUUUUUUACUAAAAUCAGUAUGUGCCUUGCUUUUUAAAAAAAAAAGAAAGAUCAGAUCCGCACAGAUGAUUUAAGGAUUAAUCUGCUUUACUCACAAGUCUUGGUGUUAGACCAAGACUUGUGAGUCAUGGGGUCAGGGGUCAUGGAUCCUUCUUGUGGUUUUGUGGACUAACUCAGCUCUACUACGUCUGGGUUUCUGAUAUAGAUCCACAACAGUGAUACACUGUUCAAAAGGGAAAAAUCUUUAAAUGGUUCCCCCCCCGUCCUGAAUUCAGCUUGAAUAUAUUCUGCCAUAAUAAUAAUAAUAAUGAUAAUGGAUUGGAUUUAUAUAGCGCUUUUCAAGGCACCCAAAGCGCUUUACAAUGCCAUUAUUCAUUCACGCUCACAUUCAUACACUGGUGGAGGCAAG
Oreochromis aureus is the source of this 4271-nucleotide messenger RNA. It is a transcript of the gene six5, whose product is annotated as SIX homeobox 5. Gene Ontology annotation, cellular component: transcription regulator complex; nucleus. Gene Ontology annotation, biological process: regulation of transcription by RNA polymerase II. Bases 546 to 3599 code for a protein of 1017 amino acids. The record is from RefSeq and is a predicted model, not a curated record. Gene Ontology annotation, molecular function: DNA-binding transcription factor activity, RNA polymerase II-specific; RNA polymerase II cis-regulatory region sequence-specific DNA binding. The transcript has 3 exons. NCBI's taxonomy places the organism in Eukaryota, Metazoa, Chordata, Actinopteri, Cichliformes, Cichlidae.